AAGCUCAACUCGUGGCAAAGCACUGAUCGGAUAUCGUGUCAGCGGUCCAAGAACAGAGCCUGACGGUUGAUGGGUGUUUUGUGAACAGCCAGUGAGAAAAAGGAGCCGUCCUAACCAUGGGCUGACUUCCGGCUGUUGUGCCAGCCUGAUGGCUGCAAGUAUUUUGGGGUUGGAGGAAAUCCGGCUAAAUCUGACCAUCAUUGCCUGUCAUAGAAUGGUCUGGUCUUGUCUGCUCUCCAGAUCCGUCUUGCGCAUUCCCCCAUAUUCUACCUCCGCUUUUUCAUUGACAGUGGUGGUCGUGCCCCCUCGCCUUUACCAUGGUUCCCCUCUUUUCUCCCAUCCCCGCAAAAUCCACUGGCUGCUUUCAUACCUUUCACGAUAUCCGGUCUGUCUCAACCUACUACUUGAUGUCAUCAUUCAUCCGUGUCACCCGGCUAGCGCUUGCCAAGCACCGCCGGGCGUAGCCAUUGCCAGGCCGCCCGCCACGAAGCUUGUAUCCAACCGGCGGAUAUAAUCCAAUCCGGCCUCCACGAUGCCGAACCUGAGCCGAUGACAAACCAUGCCUAAUCAUGGCCCCCAUGGCAUCCGACUGGCCCCAC
Molecule: messenger RNA, 599 nt
Organism: Aspergillus welwitschiae
Lineage: Eukaryota; Fungi; Ascomycota; Eurotiomycetes; Eurotiales; Aspergillaceae
Exons: 1
Coding region: 149-514 (121 amino acids)
Source: RefSeq, a predicted model, not a curated record